This is a messenger RNA of Falco peregrinus (peregrine falcon), 1116 nucleotides long. It is a transcript of the gene SFTPC, whose product is annotated as surfactant protein C. Gene Ontology annotation, biological process: respiratory gaseous exchange by respiratory system. Bases 340 to 891 code for a protein of 183 amino acids. The transcript is spliced from 6 exons. Lineage: Eukaryota; Metazoa; Chordata; Aves; Falconiformes; Falconidae. Gene Ontology annotation, cellular component: extracellular region; alveolar lamellar body. The record is from RefSeq and is a predicted model, not a curated record.
GAGAAGGGGAAGGCAUCAGCAUCGGGGGUGGGCAGGAUGGGCACAGAUGGCACCGGGGUAUCAGGGGCAGGCAGGAUGGGCACAGAUGGCACUGGGGUGCCUGGCCACCGGCACGGAGGACGUACAGAAACUGCAGCGAGGGGAUGUGGGCGAAGGCUGCCUCUCGGAUCUCCGUGAAGGCUGCGUUCACCAUCGUCCUGCCAGCUCAGCAAACAGAACACAAGUGGCACCUUGACAGCUGGGGUGGCCCCAGCCUCCUCCCACCCACCCAGGACCCUAUAAAUCCCCCUUGGCUCCGGCUGGCAAAGAGACAGGAGCUGCACAGCGAGGGAGGGCGAGAUGGACAGCAGCUCCAAAGAGGCACUGCUGGAUGAGGCACCGCCGAGCUACACGGCCUCCUCCCGCCUGCCCUGCAUCCCCCACCAGCUCAAGUGCCUCCUGAUCGUGGUGGUGGUGGUGGUGGUCCUGGUGGUGGCCAUUGUCGCCUUCCUCCUGCUGGGGCUGCACAUCACCGAGACACAUGCCGAAACGGUCUUGCGAAUGACCAUCCAUGGCCUGGAUGGUGAAGGGACCCCCCAGCACCUCUCCAUGAGCAAGAAGGAAAGGACCGGGACGUUCGCCGUGCAGGAUGGGCUCAAUGCCUCUGCCGUGGUGGUGUACGACUACAGCAAGCUGCUGGUCGGCUACAGGUCCUGGCAUCACCGCGCCUGCUACAUCACCCGCAUGGAUAAGGACAACAUCCCAGGGCUGGAUGCUGUCACCAAGACCUUCCAGCACUGGCAGGCUGAGAUGAAGGAGGCUGGGGAAAACGCCAUGCCCCUGGCCGACCGCUCCAUCCUGGGCACCACCGUUAACAUCCUCUGCAGCACCGUCCCUGUAUACUGGGCAUAGCGCCGGCUGGGGUCUGCUCCUGGGGGACGGGACAGUGAGAUGGGGAUGUCACCGUCCCCAUGUUCCCCGUGUUGCCUUCCAGGCGGAAUGCCCAGGCAUGUCUCCUCCUCCCCAUCCCCAUCCCACCUGCAGCCCAAGGGCAGCCCCCCUGCCAUCGGGGUGCUCCGUCCACAGCUGCUCGGCACCACGGCUUUCCCAUUUUUGCAAUAAACAAGUGGGAUUGGC